AUUUAACUCAAACAUGCAUGCAGUACAUAUAACCACUUAAUGACCGAUGGAGCGGCAAAGAACCCUAAUAGCCUCGCAAAGAACCACCAGCACCUUGUUCCGAUUCCCCAUGGGCUGCCACGUGGACUUGGAGAAUGCAGCGUCGCAUCUCCUAGCCUGAGCCGCCACCUCCGCCGCCUGUGACGCCAGCGCGCCGUACGACUUGUCG
Molecule: messenger RNA, 208 nt
Organism: Linum tenue
Lineage: Eukaryota; Viridiplantae; Streptophyta; Magnoliopsida; Malpighiales; Linaceae
Source: the annotation of a GenBank genome assembly